UGGGAACGUCUCGAACAUGCACCUAACGUCCCGCACUUGGCCCCUAGUGACUCUCAUCUGUUUGAUCUGCUAAGAACGAAGGUUUCGGUGACGACGAAGACGUUGAAACGGAGGACUAACCCCGCAGUACCAAUCGGAUAGGAGACUGGGUGAUCCCAAAGGCCGGGCUGAACGCUGUGAAGAAGAGAAAACUCGCCUGCCUCUCUCAGGGAUCGAACCGCGACUUUCCUGUCAUCCAGCCCGUAACAUAGUCAUCAAUCCGACUGAGUAAUGUUAAACCAAUCCUGCAGUUCUUAGUGGCUACAGUGCCUCCACGGUCAGGUGUUCAGCGCUACCCUUGCUUCCACGUAUAAUGUGCACAUCCACAGUAAAACCCGGGCGUCUUGUGUCAGCGUGAGUUACAUGGGAGGGCUCAAUGGUGUCAAUGGUCGCCACAAACAUGGGCAGACCCAGAUUCAAGAAUCACUACGACCCCCGGAAGGAGGCUGGGGGUGGAUGGUUGCCUUUGGAAUGGCUCUCAUGUUUAUUUCCACUUCUGGUCACUACCUCUCCUUCGUCCCACUCUUCAGCGGAAUUCUGGAGCAGUUGGGUGAGCAGACAACAGGCGCUACUAUCAUCAUGACGGCCCUGACUGCGUCUGUCAACUUCACAGGGCUGGUGACGAACCGUCUGUUGAGGACCAUGUCUUACCGUGUGGUGGCCAUGUUGGGUGCAUUCCUCUUCGCGCUGGGUAUGUUGCUGACGGUCUUUGCCCAGAGCAUGGUACAUAUUGUCGUCACUUACAGCAUAAUCGCUGGUAUUGGAAUGGGUCUGGUGGCGCCCUCCUCGUACCUGGCCAUCAACUCGUACUUCGUCUCAAGACGUGGAUUGGCAAUGGGGUUCUGCCAAGCUGGGAUUGGCCUCGGCUUUAUCGUCGUACCGUACCUGGUGGAGGCUAUGUUGCAUAGCUACGGUUUCAGGGGCACGAUGCUGCUCUUGGCGGGCAUUUCCUUCAACUCCUUCGUGGGAGCUCUGCUUUACCAGCCGGUGGAGUGGCACACGGUCCUCUUAAGGCUUCAUAAGACGAUAGUAAAGGAGGACGAAAGCGAUAUGGAAGACGUACCUCUGGGUUCGAGACCAAUAUCAAUGAUUGGCGCCACUACACUGUUCAUGGACGUCAUACCCGACGAGGAAGACGACUUAACUAUGGUUUGUUCCCACGGUAACAGUUUAGCAAACAAGACUGCGGAAGAUACGCUGAUGUCUGACGACACAGACUGUGAGGACCAUGUUGUUAUCUCACGAAGGGGCAGCAUCAUUAUAUCUUCGAUGCCUGAUGGACGGUCCCACCAACUCCUGCUUCCAGUCCAGGAAGAAACUGGAGAAACAGGAAGGCAAGAUCUCACGCAGUUCCGCAAGUCGCAAGACAAUCGUGACGGUUGGACCACAAUAAAACGGCCGUCGAUUUCCUUGGCCAACUACGGGAGUAAUGUACUUAUGUUUGACAAUACCAUUGUGGACAAUUCACCGAGGAAAGCUAUUGGUGAUCACAUCCUGAAGGCUUUGCACAAGGUGUCCGACCGAUUCAUGCAGCCAAAGAAUGAGCACACCUGGACAUUACUUCGGCAGGUUCCUGACGAAGCAGAGGAAGGAGAUUACGCAACAUUCAGCAAGCCUUCCACAUCUUCAGACCCGCCUCCUUCAGUAAUCGGGCCUCGCAAAUCCUCGUGCUGUCUCCGUUUAGCAAAUUCGCUGAGCCAAUCUCUUGAUUUGGCGCUCCUUAAGGACCCAAUUUACGUAAAUAUUGUUCUGGGACUUUCAGUGUCCUUUGCGAGUGACACCAUUUUCUUCACCGUCUUUCCAUUCCAUCUGGCACAGAAGCCCUGGCCGGCUUUCUCAGAUAAAGAAGUGGCACUUUGUCUGUCCAUAACCGCCGGCGCCGACGCAGUAGCCAGGCUCAUCUUACCCAUAGUGACGGACAGACUUGGAGUCGGUCCUCGUGUGGCCUAUCUUCUAGGAUGCUUCUUGUCUGCAGUCGUGAGGUCAAUUUUCGCUAGUGUGCAUGGAUUCCUGACAAUUGCCACCAUGUCUGGUGUAGUGGGCUUUCUGAAAGGCGCUCUCGUUGUUAAUCAGUCUCUCAUUAUCGCCGAGCAAUGCCCUCUGGAUCGUUUCGCGGCAGCGUACAGCCUUUUCAUGGUCAUCAAUGGUGUAAUUACAUUAUGUCUUGGACCAGCAGUUGGUGUGAUUCGAGAUAAAACCAAUAGUUUUCCCUUCAGUAUUCAUGUGCUGUCAGCAAUUCUAUUCCUGUGUGUGUUAAUGUGGGUGCUGGAGUACAUCUGGGUAUCAUGCAGGGCACACACCCUGAGGUCCCUCUCUCACACCCUGAAGACGCGGCUAUGUUGAAAGCUGGUGAAUGAGAAUGUAUUUGGAUCUCUACAAGUGACACUUCUACAUUAUUCAUGGACUAUAUUUAUACAAAAAAAUAUAAUACUAACACUGUGAAGUGUUCUUUUUUAAAUAAAUAUUAAAUCGAAAAUACCCAGUAA
This is a messenger RNA of Cryptotermes secundus, 2525 nucleotides long. Its product is annotated as monocarboxylate transporter 9. The record is from RefSeq and is a predicted model, not a curated record. NCBI's taxonomy places the organism in Eukaryota, Metazoa, Arthropoda, Insecta, Blattodea, Kalotermitidae. Gene Ontology annotation, biological process: monocarboxylic acid transport; transmembrane transport. Gene Ontology annotation, molecular function: monocarboxylic acid transmembrane transporter activity. Bases 403 to 2382 code for a protein of 659 amino acids. The transcript has 11 exons.